This is a messenger RNA of Penicillium argentinense, 1869 nucleotides long. Its product is annotated as GMC family oxidoreductase. The record is from RefSeq and is a predicted model, not a curated record. The transcript is spliced from 3 exons. Lineage: Eukaryota; Fungi; Ascomycota; Eurotiomycetes; Eurotiales; Aspergillaceae. Gene Ontology annotation, molecular function: flavin adenine dinucleotide binding; oxidoreductase activity, acting on CH-OH group of donors. Bases 1 to 1869 code for a protein of 622 amino acids.
AUGGCUGACAACGCGGACGCACCCACCUGCUCGAUUGACGAGUUCGUUAAGACGAAAUUCGACUACAUCGUUUGCGGGGGUGGCACUGCUGGUCUCGCCGUUGCGGCGCGAUUGAGCGAGAAUCCCGAUGUGACUGUCGGCGUCGUGGAAGCAGGGGAUUAUCGCAUUGGUGAUGCGCUGGUUGACUGUCCUGCGGCAUUCUUUAAUAUGUUUGAGAAUCCGGACUACGAUUGGUGUCUGUACUCGGAGCCGCAAGAAGUAGACGGCGGCAAACGCCAUCACAUCCCUCGAGGCAAACUCCUCGGCGGCUCCUCGGGAAUCAACUACAUGAUGUACGUGCGCGGCUCGCGACAAGACUACAAUGACUGGGCCGAGCUGGCCGAAGACGAAGGCUGGUCGGCCGACGUGAUGCAGCACUACAUGCGCAAGCAUCAGACGCUGGAGCCAAUCGACCCAUCCAUCAAAGACCGCACGACGAUGCCCUUCGUCGGUGAGUUCCACGGUACCAGCGGGCCCGUCCGAACAAGCUUCAAUGAUACGAUCCUCCCCAUCGAAAACGACAUCAUCAAAGCCUGCGACGACGCCACGGGGAUCAGCAAGAAGCCCACUGACCCGUGGAGCGGCGACCAUAUCGGUUUCUACAACACGCUUGGUUCCAUCGUUCGCACCGGUCCGAAUAAGGGUAAACGCAGCUAUGCGGCUCGCGGAUACUACGAGAAUAACCGGGCUAGUCGGCCGAACCUGAAAGUUCUUUGCUCUGCGCUCGUCAACAAGGUCCUCCUGGACGGGAACAAGGCUGUCGGCGUCUCGAUCAGCCACAAGGGACAGGAGUACGCGGUCACCAGCAAGCGCGAGGUCAUCGUAUCGGGAGGAACGUUGAAAUCGCCGCAAAUCCUCGAGCUGUCAGGUAUAGGCGACCCGGCCGUCCUCGAGGCCGCGGGCGUAGAGUGCAAGGUCGUCAACCCCGCCGUCGGAAAUAACCUCCAAGACCAUUCGAUCACACUGGCCGUAUACGACUGCCAGCCCGGAACGCUUUCCCUCGACUCAUUCCACCAGAACCCAGAGCUGAUGGCCGCGGCCCAGAAGCAAUAUGUCGAGACAGGCGGCGGUCCACUGAGCUGCACCUCGACAAUGCAGGGCUUCUUCCCGAUCAAGAGGGUGAUGUCGGAGGCAGAGAUGGAAGAGGUCAUCUCGAGUAUCCGAGCAGUCAAGCCCACGAGCGCUUUCCACGAGAAACAGCUCGAACAGGUCAUCGCGCAUCUGCAGAGUGAUAUCUCGGCCAAUAUGCAGAUGGUCCUUGUUCCCGCAACCGCAAACAGAGACGGAAUCGAGCACCAGAAGAAUAUCUUCCCACCCGCUGACCCGACCAAGCCUGCCGGCGUGACCUUCGCCCUGUGUCUCCAGUACCCCGUUUCUCGAGGCUACGUGCACAUCGCCACUGCCAACCCAACCGACCCGCCCAAAAUCCAACCCAACUACGGCAUCCACGAAGCCGACAUCGCCGUCCUGGCCGCCGCCUUCCGCUGGGUCGACCGCGUCAGCAAAUCCUCGCAUGUGUCGAACUCCCUCGGCGACCGAACCUACCCAGCCCCGGAAAAGGACCUGCAGGACCUGGAGGUGUGCAAGGAGAGUGUGCGCGAGACAAUCGCGGGCGAGUACCAUAUCUGCGGGUCUGUGGCGAUGGGAGAUGCGCUGGACUCGCGGUUGCGGGUGAAGGGGGUUGAGGGGCUGCGCGUGGCGGAUGCGUCUGUUUUCCCGAAUAAUGUUAGUGGGAAUAUUGUUAGCUCUGUUUAUAGCGUUGGGGAGAAGUGUGCGGAUUUGAUUAAGGAGGAUUGGGAUUUUGCGCCAUUGAAGGAGGCGAUGGCUUGA